Molecule: messenger RNA, 1208 nt
Organism: Dermacentor andersoni
Lineage: Eukaryota; Metazoa; Arthropoda; Arachnida; Ixodida; Ixodidae
Biological process (GO): proteolysis
Source: RefSeq, a predicted model, not a curated record
CAACGUUUGUGACACCGACGUAUGUAAAGAGCGGGCAAAUCAAAUUAGGGAUUCGAUAGACACGUCCACUGAACCCUGCGAAGAUUUCUACGCCUACGCCUGUGGAGGUUGGAGGAAAAAAAACAUCGACAAACUUAACGGACGAUCAUCUUUCGGUAUUAUACAGAUGCUCAGUGAGAACCUGAGGCAAAGCCUGAAAAGAAUAAUAGAAAAUGUUCCACUUGUAACAGAAAAUCAGAGCAUCGUGGAAAAGAUCGCCAUUGCGUUCAAUGCCUGCGUAGCUCUUUCGGAUGCCAAAGAGCCGCAUGUCGAUCUCCUCCAAAUAUUGAAGUCAUCUGGACUUGAAGGCUGGCCGAUUGCGUCUCAAACCGAUGAUACAACCUCAGGCAUGAAAAAUUCCAAGGAAGUGCUACUGAAAACUGGAAUACAUUCUGUACUCGGCUUCUACAUCGGGAGAGGUGUGACAGAUCCCGGUUCCUAUUAUAUACAGCUUGAUCAAGUUGAUUUAAAUUUGGUGCAACGAGACGUGCUCCUCCACCCAUGCAACGAUGAGAACAAGCCCGUAAUUGAGGCCUACAAAACGCUAAUGGAAAAAACUAUGGAGUUCGUGAAACCAGACAUCUCAAAAGAAGAGCUUUCCAGGAUAUCGGAAACACUCCUGAAAUUUGAGGAGCAGCUGGCCAGCGUGAGAACUUCGUAGUGGCCACAUCAUUAACGGAAACUUUUCUUACGAUGGCUUAUUUAAGCGGGAAAAUGACUCCUUGCCCUGAAAUAUUUAGGGUAGUUUUUACACACCAGCAGAGUAAUUCUAAGUUUGAAGUGUUCUACGGAAUUUUUGUAAACGGCUAUUGAACUAGCCAGCCUGUGUUAGGUAGCACAAGUACGUGUUCAUAAUAUGAUAUAUACACAUUUGCGCCAAAUUAUGCUGAUGACAUGAAAACGACGUCUUUGUACAAAGACUGACUUACGUAGGUACGGCCUUAAACAAUAAACAAGGUCAUAUGCUCUCAUUAAAGCAUUUUCUUGCAGGCAUUAUAUACAUGUUUUUAUAUCAAAUAAUACAAAUAGAAAUAAUCCCAGACCAUUCAUACAGUAACACAGACAGUACGAUUACCGGCUACGAGGGGUUGAAACGUUGAGCAAGACAAGACGGUUGUAAAAGAAGCAAAAGGGACAAUACGAAAGGCACCUGAAAAGUUGCACCGACA